AUGGAAAAGCCGGCAGGCACUAAGGAUAUGGGCAGCUGGACUGCCGCGGUGUACACCCCAGAACAGCAGGCCCGCCUAGGCCAGGAGCAUGUUGCUUCAUCCCAGGCAAGGACAGAGGCACAGUGGCUCACAGUGGCAUCCAGUGCAUCCGUUGACCAGCAUGGGAUCAUUGACAAUGUGACGAGUUUACCUUGCAGAG
Molecule: messenger RNA, 199 nt
Organism: Symbiodinium necroappetens
Lineage: Eukaryota; Dinophyceae; Suessiales; Symbiodiniaceae
Source: the annotation of a GenBank genome assembly